Messenger RNA from Bacillus rossius redtenbacheri, 1813 nucleotides. RefSeq names its product protein zwilch (gene Zwilch). The transcript has 13 exons. The coding region runs from base 1 to 1704 and encodes 567 amino acids. The record is from RefSeq and is a predicted model, not a curated record. Gene Ontology annotation, cellular component: RZZ complex. Lineage: Eukaryota; Metazoa; Arthropoda; Insecta; Phasmatodea; Bacillidae. Gene Ontology annotation, biological process: mitotic spindle assembly checkpoint signaling; protein localization to kinetochore.
AUGAAUAGGUCCAUCAUCCCAUACAGGAUGUCUGAUAAUGAACCUAGGAGUGAUUUUUACGUGGAUACGUCUCCUGAGAUCGACCAUGACGCAGGAGCUCAGACGUCCCUGCACUCAGAGACGGGGCCGGAGUACACGGGCAAUCCUCUGGAGUGUCCGUUCGGCGAUGACGACUACGACCCGACCAUCACCGGCGUCACGAACUGCUGGCACGAGGAGGAGGAGAGCCAUCUCCCGCUCCCGCUGUCGGAGGCACGGGGCGUGCUGAGCGCCUUCAACCUGCGGCACAGCGACGAGGAGGACGGCACGCCUUGCGCCGUGUGGGUGGUGUGCGCGGAGCCGGGCUCCCAGACCGUGCUGCUGUCCGGCAGCGUCCGCGACGGCUGGUGCGCCUCGGGCCGGGCGCGCUGGGCGGGGUCAGUGCCCCGGGGGGGGAUCUGCGAGGCGGCGGCCGUCGCCCAGCUCCAGCACCUGGCCGCCGCGGGCACGUCCCGCCAGGAGUUGUCGACGGAGGUGGUGUGCACCUACAACAUCCACGGGGACUCGUCGGCCGGCUCGAAGCAGUACGUCGGCCUGGAGGUCAAGUGGGCCAACACGGUGACGCUCAACGCCCCGGUGUACGACGCGGACGCGGUCGUUAUCCUGAAGGCGACGGUCGGAGAGGAAGACAGCCCCGUGCACGCGCUCUGGGCCCAGUUGAACGCCCUCGCCUCCCUCGCUGAUUGGCUGGAGGCGCCGCAGGAGGUGGCGAGGAGGGACGAUUCUCGCCUCACCACCGCCGCCGUCAGGGACAGGAUAUCCUCGGUGCUGCGCGAGGUGACGUACAAGCUUGGCGUCAGGCCGGCGGCAGCCCGAGGGGGGGAGGCGGAGGGCAGAGCCCCGGGUCUGGAGCAGCUGGCGAGGACGGUGGCCGGGGGCAGUCGCCCCAACCGGGACCUCAUGGACGUGCUGUGGCUGCUGCUCUGCGACUGUCGCGACAGUGAAGAGCUGGCACUGCACUUGUCCAUGGUCCUGAACACAAUCAAGUCUGAAGGAUGCAAGUAUAACAUCCACCCGAGCUACCGGGGCACGCGGCUGGCGCGGCUGAUCGCGGGGCUGGGCGGCGAGGGCGGCGACCGCCCGCGCGUCGCGCCGGCCGAGGCCUGCGAGCUGCUGCAGGAGGUGGGGGCGGAGAAGCUGUCGCGCGACUACUGGUUCCUGCUGCUGGAGUCGGAGCUGCUCACCGCGGACCAGCUGCAGCACAGCACCCGGCUGCCCGCCAGCGCCGGGCCGGGGGAGGAGGCGAGCGGCAGGCUGGCGCUCCUGGGCCAGCUGCACUGCGUGACGGAGCUGCUGCUGCUGGCGGGCGCGCGCCUGAGCACCACGCAUGCCGCGCUGCGCCGCCUGGGCGCCCGGGCGUGCCGCCGCCUGCUGCCGGCGCGCCGCCCCUUCCGGGAGCUGGCCCGCGGCCGGGGGGCGGCGCUCCGCUGCGGCGUUCCAGUCUCCCACGUGCAGGCCCACAUCUCCCCGCAUUUCUCCAGGUACCGCGUGAGUUUCGCAACCCGCCUGCCCUUGCGCGAAGUACAGACCACCUUCUUGUGCAGUCUGGAGCAGAUAUUCCCGAGCAACAUCAUGAGCUGCCCAGAUGAGAGUUCGUCGUCGGAGCAAGCGGAGGACACGUACUAUUGCUACGAGCUCCUGGAAAAUAAAAACAAGUUGACGUGAAGCACUCCACCGGAACACUGGUUGUGUGCGUUGACGUUCGCAGUCUCCCAGAGACGGGAACUUUCUGCAGUUGGUUGCGACUGCCACAGUCACUCUUCAUUCCAGGAAG